AUGCGAAUAGAAUUAGCUAGGUUAUUUCGCACCAUUAGAUUAAGACAUCAUUUUGGAACCAAAAUAAACCCUAUUACCUCCACUUUCAAACCACGGAGUAAUUUUUUUCCUACGACUGACCAUAUUGGCCUCAGAGUUUUUGAGAAGACAGUAUCUGAAGAAUUAUGUUGUACAAUUAUAAAGCACAAAAGAUCAUACAGUACAAAUUUUUCCAGUAAGGAAUGGCACAUCCUUCACAAUUUAGCUAAUGACAAAGAUCUGGUUUGGAAGCCAGCUGAUAAAGGUGGAGCCAUAGUAUUAAUGAACCGCACUGAUUAUAUGGAUGAGAUCCAUAGACAAUUAUCUGUAAGAGAACAUUAUCUCAAUAUAGAACGGGACCCUACACACCAUAUCCAGUCAAUUAUAAGAACGGUGACAUUGGAAGGGCUGGCACUUGGAUAUAUAUCAGAGGAUGUAUAUAAAUUUCUACAUACACCAUGGCCCAGAAUCCCUGUACUAUAUACUCUACCCAAAAUACAUAAAAACAUCAGACCGGUACCUGGCCGUCCUAUUGUAUCCGGAUCGGGCUCAGUCUUAGAACCACUAGCUAAAUUUGUGGACCACUAUUUACAACCUUUUGUGAAACAGACUUCUUCCUAUGUUAGAGAUACAAAACAUUUUAUUAACAUUAUUGAAUCCUUGGUGAUCCCAACAGAUGCAGUCCUGAUGUCUGUAGAUGUAAUAUCACUGUAUACCAAUAUUCCGUUAGAGGAGGCACGAUAUAUAUGUGAAUCAACCUUGAACAGGAGGCCUAAUCACCACCCUCCCACCUUUUUUUUGUUGGAUCUUCUUGAUAUUAUUCUUGAAAAAAAUUACUUCAAAUUGGAUGAAAAAUACUAUUUCCAAAUACAAGGUGUAGCCAUGGGCAGUCCUGUCGCGCCAGCGAUAGCCAAUUUAUUCAUGGAUAAUUUGGAGAAUGAAACUAUCUUGAAUCACACAAAGAACCCUGUAGCGGACGGCAUUAUCAAAUAUUGUAGAUUUAUUGAUGAUAUCUUUAUCAUUGUUAAUUCACAUCAGGAGGCAGUAACGUUAUUAUCCUGGAUCAAUACAAUUCACCUCAAAAUUAAAUUUACAGGAAACAUCAGUUCUACAUCCUUGAUUUUUCUAGAUGUCGUGGUUACAAAGGAAAAUGAUCGAUUGAAAGUGAGUAACCACCGAAAAACCACUGAUAGAAACUCCUUGUUACAUUACAACAGUUACCAUCAUUGGGCAUUAAAAAAUAAUUUACCCUUUACACAGAUGCUCAGGAUUAAACGCAACUCCUCUACCCUACAGGACUUCAAUCAGGAAAUGGAAGAGACAAAAAGCAGGUUCAGAAAUCGAGGUUACCCAGAGUCCAUAAUACAAUCAGCCUACUCGAAGGUUGCCAGUAUUCCUAGAUCUAAACUCCUAGAGGACAAAAUUAGACCAGGAGUAGACAGAUUGAUAUGGCCACUCACACUUACAAGUUUGUCCAAUCUAGCCAUCAAAACUGUUAAAAAGUACUGGAACUUAAUAAGAGACAUCCCUGGAUGUGAUAGACCCCCUUUGGUAGCAUAUAAAAGAACAAGGAAUAUUGGGGAUAUAUUGGUACAUUCAAACAUAACCAAUAGGCCCCGGACUGUAAAAUCUAAUCUGGUGGGCAACUAUCGCUGCCAUCAUUGUUCAGUAUGCAGCCAAUUGAUAGAGACCAAAAUCUUGACACACCAACAUCUAUCAUUCGAAUUUAAAUUUCCCCAUUUUGCCACCUGUACAACCAAAGGGGUUAUUUACAUGAUAAUUUGUGAUUGUAAUUUAUCAUAUGUGGGGCAGACUCGUCGAGAAGUUAAGAGCAGAAUUAUAGAGCACAGGAGCAAAAUACGAAAUCAUGUCAGAGAAUCCAUACUGUACAAACAUUUCUGUGAUCUACAGCAUAGUCCUGAAUCAUUCAAAUACCACAUACUAGAAGUAGUAUCACAAUCCAAACAUAUGGACUUCAAUAAUAAACUUUUGCAAAGGGAAACAUAUUGGAUUUUCAGAUUACGGACAGAACAUCCACAGGGCUUAAAUGAACAAAAUUCAUACAGUUGUUAUAUAUAGAACCUUAGCAUACUAUAAAUCCCUAAUUGAAUACACCCAAUACAAUAAGGGUACUCAUAGCACCAUCUGGUGGUAUUUCUUCUAUAUCUUCAUAUAAACCUUUCUGUUUCUUUAACAUCUUCCCCUUUAAAUUGAGGCAACCCCUUGAUGCUUUUCAUACUCGCAAUUAGAACCUAACACACAGCAGAGUAUCCCGUGAGUAUAUACUGUUUUAGAAAUAUACAAUUUGUUUAAAAACAAAUUUUUGGAUGUUUGUAACUCUUUAAUGCUUAUGGCCACUCCUUGUUCCUUUGACCUAGAUUCCACUGUAAAAAACAGGUAUCUCUAAGGAGAACAAGUGUUAAAUUUGGAACUAUACCACCAGAGGAAGGCCUGAUGCAGGGCCGAAACCGGUCGUGGCGAACUUACUCUUCUCGGCAUUAGAAUAUACAACGCCGAUUGCACUUCAAUGUAUAUUGGACAAUCCAUUUGAGGCUGCUUGUUAUUACUGUGAAUUUAACGCCGACUGCAUUUCAAUGUAUAUGGGACAAUCCAUUUGAUGGUGUUUGAUAUUACUGUGAAUUUAAACAGUAUACUAAUUUGCCAGAUAUAUUAUUUACUGAACUGAUUCAUUUUCAAUUGUAUAUAUAGGAGGUCAUUUGUGUUUGAGUUGACUCAGGAACCCAUUUAGAGUGUU
Anolis carolinensis (green anole) is the source of this 2773-nucleotide messenger RNA. RefSeq lists its product as uncharacterized. The coding region runs from base 1 to 2097 and encodes 698 amino acids. NCBI's taxonomy places the organism in Eukaryota, Metazoa, Chordata, Lepidosauria, Squamata, Anolidae. The transcript is spliced from 2 exons. The record is from RefSeq and is a predicted model, not a curated record.